This is a messenger RNA of Sinocyclocheilus grahami, 5079 nucleotides long. Its product is annotated as deleted in malignant brain tumors 1 protein-like. Lineage: Eukaryota; Metazoa; Chordata; Actinopteri; Cypriniformes; Cyprinidae. The record is from RefSeq and is a predicted model, not a curated record. The annotation marks the transcript as partial. The transcript is spliced from 20 exons. Gene Ontology annotation, cellular component: membrane.
UGUACAGAUUUUGAGACUGUUAGGUUGGUUGGUGGUAACAGUCCCUGCAGUGGUAGAGUGGAGGUUCAUCAUAAUGGUCAGUGGGGAAUAGUGUGUGAUGAUGACUGGGAUAUGACUGAUGCUAAAGUGGUGUGUAGAGAGCUGGGAUGUGGAGAGGCUGUAGAGGCUCUGGGUGAUGCUCACUUUGGACCAGGAUCAGGACCAAUCUGGAUGGAUGAUGUGGCCUGUACUGGAUCAGAGUCCACACUGAAGAACUGUGCAUCAGGAGGAUGGGGUGUUAGUGACUGUGGUCAUCGACAUGAUGCUGGAGUCAAAUGCUUAGGUCGCCACCCCAGACUCGUUAAUGGAUUCCACCUGUGUUCUGGGAGAUUAGAAAUUCUUCAGGGGAACACAUGGUACACAGUGUGUGCUGCUGCCUUUGACCAGCAGGAUGCAGAGGUUGUGUGUAGAGAGCUGGACUGUGGGGCUCUUGUACAGGUGCUGGGAGCUGCUGCUUUUGGCAAAGGAGACGCUCAGAUGUGGACACAAGAGAUUCAGUGCAGAGGAGAUGAAUCACACAUUCGACGCUGUUCAUUGUCAACUUCAGCUCAAAUAAGCUGUACCCAUGAUAAUGACAUAGGACUGAUAUGUUCUGGUUACACUGAUCUCAGACUGGUAAACAGCCCUGACAUCUGUUCUGGUCGAGUCGAACAUCAGUACUUAAGUAAAUGGGGCACAGUGUGUGAUGCAUGCUGGGAUAUGAGAGCUGCCAGUGUCCUCUGUAGACAGCUGAAUUGUGGGAUUGCUGUGUCUGUUGUGGGAUCAGACUGGUUUGGAGAGGGAAGUGGUAAAAUCUGGGCUGAUGUGUUUGAUUGUGACGGGAAUGAAACAAAACUCUCAGAAUGUUCCAUCUCUUCAUGGAGUCGAGCUGAAUGUUCUCAUAGUCGAGAUGUUGGAGUCAUCUGCUCUAAUUCCUCUCUGGCUCUUCAUGAUGGUCUGGUGCGGUUGUCUGCAGAGAGACAGUGUGAGGGGGAGGUGGAAGUUUUCGUCCAUCAGGUCUGGAGGAGAGUUCUGCUGGACUCCUGGAGUCUCACUGAAUCCUCUGUGGUCUGCAGACAGCUGGGCUGUGGCUCUGUGCUGAACUUCUACGGCUCCUCUUCAUCCAGUCCUGAACACAGUCAUGAGUGUGUGACGGGCUUCCAGUGCUCUGGGAGUGAAGCUCAUCUGGGGAACUGCAGCUCUCCACAAACUCUCAACUGCAGCUCCACACAACAGCUGCUGGUGGGUUCUGGGGGAGACUGUGCAGGGAGGCUGGAGGUUUUUCACAGCGGCUCAUGGGGGACAGUGUGUGGCGACUCCUGGGAUAUUAAAGAUGCUCAUGUGGUGUGCAGACAGCUGCAGUGUGGAGUGGCCCUCGGAAACAAGCAGGUACCAGCCUGGUUUGGUCCUGGUUCUGGACCCAUAUGGCUGGAUGAGGUGGAGUGUGAGGGGAAUGAGACGUCCCUGUGGAGCUGCUCUUCUCCAGGCUGGGGAAAACAUGACUGUCAACACAAGGAGGAUGUAGGAGUCAUAUGCUCAGAGUUUAAAGAGAUCAGGUUAAGUGAGGGCUGUGAAGGGAAUGUGGAGGUUUUCUACAAUGGAUCCUGGGGUAAUGUGUGCUGGAACCAGAUGGACGGAGACACAGCAAGUCUGAUCUGUCAAGAGCUGAACUGUGGAAGAUCUGGUGUUUUGUCGGAUUCUACAGCAAGAGUGAAAUCAGCUCCUAACUGGCUAGAUGAAGUGAAGUGUCGACCACAUGAUUCAUAUCUGUGGCAGUGUCCAUCUUCACCCUGGGGACAGAAUAACUGUAAUAAUAAGGAUGAAGUGGCCAAAAUCACCUGCUCAAAUUUUGAGACUGUUAGGUUGGUUGGUGGUAACAGUCUCUGCAGUGGUAGAGUGGAGGUUCAUCAUGGUCAGUGGGGAACAGUGUGUGAUGAUGACUGGGAUAUGACUGAUGCUGCAGUGGUGUGUAGAGAGCUGGGCUGUGGAGAGGCUGUAGAAACUCUGGAUAAGGCUCACUUUGGUCAAGGAUCAGGACCUAUCUGGAUGGAUAAUGUGGCCUGUAGUGGAUCAGAGUCUACACUGAAGAACUGUAGAUCAAGAGGAUGGGGUGUUAGUGACUGUGGUCAUGGUGAAGAUGCUGGAGUCAAAUGCACAGGUAAGCUGUCAAGACUUGUUGCUGGGUCUCAGCUGUGCUCUGGAAGAGUGGAGAUGCUUCUUGCAGGUGGAUGGGGUUCAGUGUGUGACGCUGCCUUUGACCAGCAGGAUGCAGAGGUUGUGUGUAGAGAGCUGGACUGUGGGGCUCCUGUACAGGUGCUGGGAGCUGCUGCUUUUGGUAAAGGGGACGCUCAGAUCGGAUCAAAAGAGAUUCAGUGCAGAGGAGACGAAUCACACAUUCAACGCUGUCCAUCAUCAACCUCACAUAAAAUAAACUGCACCCAUGAAAAUGAUGUUGGACUGAUAUGUUACACUGAUCUCAGGCUGGUGAACGGUUCAGACUCUUGUUCUGGAAGAGCGGAGCUUCAGUUCCUCAGUAAAUGGGGAACAGUGUGUGAUGCAUGCUGGGAUAUGAGAGCUGCCAGUGUCCUCUGUAGACAGCUGAAUUGUGGGAUUGCUGUGUCUGUUGUGGGAUCAGACUGGUUUGGAGAGGGAAGUGGUGAAAUCUGGGCUGAUGUGUUUGAUUGUGACGGGAAUGAAACAAAACUCUCAGAAUGUUCCAUCUCUUCAUGGAGUCGAGCUGAAUGUUCUCAUAGUCGAGAUGUUGGAGUCAUCUGCUCUACCUUUGACCAGCAGGAUGCAGAGGUUGUGUGUAGAGAGCUGGACUGUGGGGCUCCUGUACAGGUGCUGGGAGCAGCUGCUUUUGGUAAAGGAGACACUCAGAUGUGGACACAAGAGAUUCAGUGCAGAGGAGACGAAUCACACAUUCAACGCUGUCCAUCAUCAACCUCACAUAAAAUAAACUGCACCCAUGAAAAUGAUGUUGGACUGAUAUGUUCCGGUUACACUGAUCUCAGGCUGGUGAACGGUUCAGACUCUUGUUCUGGAAGAGCGGAGCUUCAGUUCCUCAGUAAAUGGGGAACAGUGUGUGAUGCAUGCUGGGAUAUGAGAGCUGCCAGUGUCCUCUGUAGACAGCUGAAUUGUGGGAUUGCUGUGUCUGUUGUGGGAUCAGACUGGUUUGGAGAGGGAAGUGGUGAAAUCUGGGCUGAUGUGUUUGAUUGUGACGGGAAUGAAACAAAACUCUCAGAAUGUUCCAUCUCUUCAUGGAGUCGAGCUGAAUGUUCUCAUAGUCGAGAUGUUGGAGUCAUCUGCUCUAAUUCCUCUCUGGCUCUCCAUGAUGGUCUGGUGCGGUUAUCUGGAGAGAGACAGUGUGAGGGGGAGGUGGAAGUGUUCAUUCAUCGGGUCUGGAGGAGAGUUCUGCUGGACUCCUGGAGUCUCACUGAAUCCUCUGUGGUCUGCAGACAGCUGGGCUGUGGCUCUGUGCUGAACUUCUAUGGCUCCUCUUCAUCCAGUCCUGAACACAGUCAUGAGUGUGUGACGGGCUUCCAGUGCUCUGGGAGUGAAGCUCAUCUGGGGAACUGUAGCCCUCCACAAACUCUCAACUGCAGCUCCACACAACAGCUGUCAAUCACCUGCCUUGGUCGCGGGUCCAUCAGGCUGGUGGGUUCUGGGGGAGACUGUGCAGGGAGGCUGGAGGUUUUUCACAGCGGCUCAUGGGGGACAGUGUGUGAUGACUCCUGGGAUAUUAAAGAUGCUCAUGUGGUGUGCAGACAGCUGCAGUGUGGAGUGGCCCUCAGUAACCAGCAGGUACCAGCCUGGUUUGGUCCUGAUCAUGUUCCUCUCAGACUGAGUGGAGGGGAGGGCCGGUGCUCUGGGAGGCUGGAGGUGUAUCAUAACGCUGUGUGGGGCUCAGUCUGUGAUGAUCAGUGGGACAUCAGCGAUGCUCAGGUGGUCUGCAGGCAGCUGGGUUGUGGAGCAGCACUGAGGGCUGAUGGGAAUUCAGUCUUUGGUGCUGGUGAAGGUGUUGUGUGGAUGAACAAAGUUGAAUGCAGAGGGAAUGAGAUUCACCUGUGGGACUGUCUUCUCUCCCUGAAUAACCACACUGACUGCUCACGCAAGAAGCUUGUUAGACUCACCUGUGCAGAUGUGUUAGUGUCCACUACUCCUGCCACAACAUCAUCAGUCACUCCUCCACAAACUCCUCCAGCAGCAUCUCUCUCCGUCCCCCCAGUGCUUGUGAUUGUUCUGGGAGUUGUGCUCUUACUGUUCUUAGUGCCACUGCUUAUACUGAUUCAGCAGAACAGAGUGAUGAGGAGAGCUCUCUCUAAGAGGAGACACAGGACGACGACUGAGGCCGUUUAUGAGGAGAUUCAGCACAGACACAAUCACUUCACUCAGAGAGAUCAUAUUCCUCUCAGACUGAGUGGAGGGGAGAGCCGGUGCUCUGGGAGGCUGGAGGUGUAUCAUAACGCUGUGUGGGGCUCAGUCUGUGAUGAUCAGUGGGACAUCAGCGAUGCUCAGGUGGUCUGCAGGCAGCUGGGUUGUGGAGCAGCACUGAGAGCUGAUGGGAAUUCAGUCUUUGGUGCUGGUGAAGGUGUUGUGUGGAUGAACAAAGUCGAGUGCAGAGGGAAUGAGAUUCACCUGUGGGACUGUCCUCUCUCCCUGAAUAACCACACUGACUACUCACGCAAGAAGCUUGUUAGACUCACCUGUGCAGGUUUGCCAGAUGUGUUAGUGUCCACUACUCCUGCCACAACAUCAUCAGUCACUCCUCCACAAACUCCUCCAGCAGCAUCUCUCUCCGUCCCCCCAGUGCUUGUGAUUGUACUGGGAGUUGUGCUCUUACUGCUCUUAGUGCCACUGCUUAUACUGAUUCAGCAGAACAGAGUGAUGAGGAGAGCUCUCUCUGACUGGUACACAGGACUUCACAGGACUCAGUCUCAGACUGAGCCAGUAUAUGAGGAAAUUUAUCACAGACACAAUCAAUUUACUCAUAGAGGGAGUCUCAUCUCUGAAGAACUGUAUUCUGGGUAUGAAGAUGCUGAUGAGCUUCUCUCAGGUUAG